AUGGCACGCAUGACGGGGUUCGCCAGGUCUCGUGGAGGAGACAUCGAAAUGGGCCGAAUCGGAGGUCCAUCGGGAACAGGAGGCGGCCGAAUCGGAGCACCACCCCCAGAGGCAAGCUUGACCUGUCUGUAUUGCUCUUGGAUGAGGGCUCCCAUUCCGACCCUUCUGUGGCCUCGAGGAACCACGACCGUCCGCGGCCUUCAGCUGCGCAAUUUGAUCCCCGCAGCCACCUCGUUCGCGGCGCUCCCUCCCCCCACUUGCCGCCCUCGCAACCAGUUCUUCCCACCGUCCUACCACACGAAAACCGCAGAGCCCAAAAUGCCAAAGGACAAGGUGUCGUUCAACCUCAAAACCCCCAAGGGGACCAAGGACUGGUCUGGCGGCGCCGCCAUCCUCCGCGACCGCAUUUUCACCACCAUCACCGAUGUCUUCAAGCGCCACGGCGGCACCGCGCUGGACACCCCCGUCUUCGAACUGCGCGAGAUCCUGGCGGGGAAAUAUGGCGAGGAUUCAAAGUUGAUCUAUGACCUACAGGACCAGGGUGGAGAGCUGUGCUCGCUCCGGUAUGAUUUGACGGUGCCUUUUGCGCGCUGGCUGGCCAUGAACCCGGAUGUGCGAAGCAUAAAGCGGUAUCACAUUGCCAAGGUGUACCGGCGUGAUCAGCCUGCGAUGACCAAGGGCCGCAUGAGAGAGUUUUAUCAGUGUGAUUUCGACAUUGCGGGCGCGAAUUUCGAUCCCAUGGUUCCCGACGCGGAGAUCCUGCGCAUUGUCGCCGAGGUGUUUGACGAUUUGGGCUGGAAGGGGGAUUAUACUAUCAAGAUCAACCACCGCAAGGUCCUUGACGGAGUGUUUGAGGUGUGCGGUGUCCCCAAAGAAAAAAUAAGAACGAUUUCAAGCGCCGUGGAUAAAUUGGAUAAACUGCCUUGGGCUGAAGUGCGCAAGGAGAUGGUCGAUGAAAAGGGAUUGGAUCCAGCUGUUGCAGACAAGAUUGAGACAUAUGUAGUUCGAAAAGGAGGCAGAGAGUUACUGGAUUCCUUAAAAUCAGACGAAACUCUUUUCGCGAAUCCAUCCGCGAAACUAGGAUUAGAGGAGAUGGGCCUACUGAUGGAUUACCUUGAGGCGUUCAGCGUCUUGGACAAGAUAUCGUUCGAUAUGAGUUUGGCACGAGGGCUGGACUACUACACCGGCGUUAUCUAUGAAGUUAUCACCGAAGGAUCUGCUCCUCCCACCGCAUCCUCUGCACCAGAAGCGCAAAAGCUACAACGCUCAGGGAAGAAGGACAAGGCCAAACUAGACGCUGACGAAGAUCGGUCAGAUGAUCCUACAAUUGGUGUGGGCAGCGUGGCCGCUGGAGGUCGCUACGACGAGUUGGUCGGCAUGUUCUCGAAUAAGGCUCAAAUACCCUGUGUUGGCAUUUCUUUCGGCGUGGACCGCAUAUUUUCAAUCACCAAGGCUAGAAUGGAGCGUGACAAAAAGGAGACCCUCAAGAACAGCGAGGUAGAUGUUUUCGUUAUGGCGUUUGGAGGAAAAGGCUUUACCGGCUUGCUGAAAGAGAGAAUGGAUAUUUGCAAGACGUUAUGGGAAGCCGGAGUCAAGGUCAAGCCAAAACCUCAGCAACAAUUCACAGCUGCUGAAAGUAGCGGUGCCCCUUUUGCGGUCAUCCUCGGUGACGACGAGCUUGCAGCUGGCGAAGUACGGGUCAAAGAAAUGGGUUUACCAAAGGGUCACCCAGAGAAGGAUGGAGUACUCGUGAGGAUUGAAGCGCUCGCAUCGGAAGUAAAAUCAAGAAUAGAGAAGAGAAAGGCCAGAGUGGACGGUGGAAUUGAAGAAGAAGCAGAGGUGGCGAAAAAAGUGGAAGCAUUGGAAGUUGCAUAG
Molecule: messenger RNA, 1875 nt
Organism: Uncinocarpus reesii 1704
Lineage: Eukaryota; Fungi; Ascomycota; Eurotiomycetes; Onygenales; Onygenaceae
Product: histidyl-tRNA synthetase
Exons: 3
Coding region: 1-1875 (624 amino acids)
Biological process (GO): mitochondrial translation
Cellular component (GO): mitochondrion
Source: RefSeq, a predicted model, not a curated record